Phodopus roborovskii (desert hamster) is the source of this 436-nucleotide messenger RNA. It is a transcript of the gene Cimip1, whose product is annotated as chromosome unknown C20orf85 homolog. The record is from RefSeq and is a predicted model, not a curated record. The transcript is spliced from 4 exons. NCBI's taxonomy places the organism in Eukaryota, Metazoa, Chordata, Mammalia, Rodentia, Cricetidae. The coding region runs from base 22 to 435 and encodes 137 amino acids.
GUUUGUGGAGACCCCAGAGCCAUGGCACAGAAGCCGCUCAGCACCACGGCCGCAGAGCGCAUGAACCUUGUGGCCCAGGACGAGAUCUGGAGAUACCGUCUGAAGACUGAAUAUGAGGCCCAGGAAAACUGGCCAACAAGGUGGGGAUAUUUAACGACCUCCAUGGAGAAGCUACUGGAAGGUGAAGAAAAACCACACACCCCAAAGCCCAAGAUCGAGCUGCCCAGCCACUUCUGUGUCCGGCCCGUGAGCCCCAUGGACAAAUAUAUCAAGAUCCUUCCAUCACCUCCAAUCCCAAAGACCACCCAGGGCCUCAUCGGAUGGCGAUCUGGGGUGCCAGGCCUGAACAAGUGCUUGGAACAUGACAGAGAGAUCCGCAGCUGCAAAGGGGCUUACGCCCGAGAGCUGCACUGGCCCAAGCAAGGCGUGCACUAAA